Messenger RNA from Serinus canaria (Common canary), 8243 nucleotides. It is a transcript of the gene CEP128, whose product is annotated as centrosomal protein 128. The transcript has 26 exons. The record is from RefSeq and is a predicted model, not a curated record. NCBI's taxonomy places the organism in Eukaryota, Metazoa, Chordata, Aves, Passeriformes, Fringillidae. The coding region runs from base 17 to 3472 and encodes 1151 amino acids.
AUGGCGGGCCCGCGGCAUGUGGACUCUGUGUCCCAUGGAGCGCUGCGGGGGGCCCGGCGCCCGGCCCGCGGCCCCGGCAGCUGGCGGCAGGGCGGCUAGUUCAAGUUGCCAUAGCGGCGAGGUUGUUCAUGAGAACAAAGAGGAAUGCUUAACCAUAAAUAGCUUCAAGACACUGAUGGCAGAGUCAUCCAGUGAUUCAGACAACUUAUUUACAGGUCGGGUUGGAAGGCGGCCUUUGAGAGCAUCCCACAGCAGAGCUCAGAACUAUGGUGCUGAAGAAGUUACAGAGAAGAUCCAUACUUUAGCAAGCACUUUGCAGGAUACCAACAGAAAUCUAAGACACGUUGACCAUUUGCUGGGACAAUACAGAGAAUACAACAAGGAGCAAACCAAAGCAAUAACAACUUUAAAAGAAACACUGGAACAAUCUAUAGGUCAGUUGAGGAGCCAGCGACUAGCACGAAACUCUGGAAUGAGAAGUGCAUCUCUCUCAAGCUUAUAUCCCAGUGACCUGGAUGGAGAAGGAACAUCAGGCAACCGCCACUUCCUGCCCACUUCUCCUCUCAGGGAUUACGGAGACUCACAGGGCAAUAAACACCGAAGGUCUAGAUCUGCAAGCGUUCGGUUUGUCAGUGAGGCAGAUAAUGUGGAGCAGCUGCAUUCUUUCCACCAGUCUCUUCGAGAUCUCAGCAGUGAACAAGUUCGCCUGGGAGAUGACAUCAGUCGCGAGCUUUCAAGAAGAAAUCGGACUGAUGCUGAAUUAAGAAAGACUCUAGAAGAAUUGUCUGAAAAGCUCACUGAGUCCCAAAGACAAGAAACGGUAUCAGAACGAGUAGAGAGGAGACUUCAGGAGAUAGAAGAAGAGAUGCGUGCUGAAAGACAGCUGGUAGAAAGGCGCCAGGACCAGCUGGGCCAUGUGUCCCUUCAAUUACAGGAGGUUUUAAGGAAGCAAGAUGUUAAAGCAGAUGAAACAGAAGAACUCAUGAGAAACAAACUUCUGAAAUAUGAAAGCGAAAAGUACCAGCUUGAGCAGGAAUUGGAGCAGUCCCGGAAAAAGUUGAGUGAAUCUGAAGGCAGUAGAGAAGCUCUUUUGCAUCAGAUUGAGGAUCUUCGUUCUCAGCUUUUGAGAGCAGAAGAAGACCGUGCAGAAUUGCAACAUCAAAUCUCAUAUGCUGCUAUGCAUCAUCGCCAGAGCUAUCAGGAUGCACAAGAUGAUGACAGGAGAAUUAGAGCAGUAGCUGAAAGAUAUGAGAGAGAGAAGCAAGAUCUAGAGAAACAUAUUUUGGAACUUAAAGCAAAGCUGAGUCAUAAUGCUGUAAUGUCAGAGGUAGAAGAACUGAAGAGAUGUAUAGAGCGUAAGGACAAGGAGAAAGCACAGCUUGUAAUGCACAUACAGGUGUUAACAUCUGACCUGGAAAACAGGGAGAAGCAGCAGGAAAAAAUGCUGGACCAGCUAAAGGAGAUACAGAAUUGCUACAAGGCUUGUGAGAGUGGACGUAGACAAACGGAACUCCAGUCUGCUGAGUUAGUUCAACAGGUUGAAGAGAGUACCAAGGAAGCAGAACGGUAUCUCAGUGAAUUCAAGCACUCAGAGGCACUCAGGCUGGAGAUUGAGAAAAAAAAAGAAGAUUUGAAGGUGAGAGCCCAGGAAACCAUCCGCCAGUGGAAAUUGAAGUGUAAGAAACUGGAUCGUGAGGUAGAAAAGCAAAAUCAAACUAUAAGUGAACUGAUGGACAAGAAUAGUCAGGCCCUUAAAGAAAAAGAUGAUCUCAAAAGUCAGCUUCUCUCAGCUAUAAACCAAAUAGAAAACCUGCGGAAGGAGCUGAAUGAUGUGCUUACAAAGAGAGCCCAGCAGGAAGAACUCCUCCACUGUAAAGAGGUAAAACUGAAUGAAAUGGAGUCACACCAGGUAUCUCUUGAAGAAGAGAUCAAAGAAGUUCAAGGUACUGUAAAAAAAUUGGAGAAUGAGUUGAAAAAGCAAGUCUUUCUACAAAAUCAAAUGCAAGCUGAGAAGGAACAGUUGAAGACAGAGCUUGCAACUAUUAACUUGUUUCAUAAAAAAGACCAAGAACGACUCCUAGAAAUGCAAGCAGAUGUAAAACAUUUAAGUGCUGUACGUGUGGAACUGACAAACAGAAUUGCAGAAGAGGAGAAAGCCAAAAAGGAAUUACUUAAGAGCCUCUCAGACCUCCAGAAACAGCAGGAAUCUAGUCAUGAAGAGAUGAUUUCAGCUAACAGGCAGCUGAAGAUGGAAAGAGAAAUUUACCAACAGGAGUUGGCAGAUCUUAGAUCAGAGUUACAAAAUGUGAAAAUCAAACAUGAACAAAAUGUUCAAGAACUCACGAAACUCCUUAAACAGGAAAAAGAUGAUGCAGAGGCUCAGAUUAGAAUGCUAAAGAUGGAACUUUUAGAAGAGAAAAACAUAGUCAAGGCUCAGUGUCGACAACUGGAAAAAAUAAAAGUUGAGUGUGAUAAAUUGACACAAGAAUUAACCCAAAAUGAGGAAGAAAAUAUAAAACUGAAACGGAAAUGUGAGUUUGUAAAACAAGAACUGGAGAAAAAGGAAAAACAGAUCAGCAAUGAAGAAGAUCAUUUGAGAAAGAUGAGUGAGGCCAGACUGCAGUUUAAAGAUCAGCUGCAUCAAUUAGAAAUGGAACAGCAAUCCAUUCUCUCCAUGAUAGGAAGUGAAAUUGAUGCUGCUUGUGAAAUCUUUUCUCGGGACUCCAUGGAGAAAUUCAAAGCAAUAUCCCUUACACCAACAGUACUGAACGAUCCUCAUCGCUGGUUGGCAGAAACAAAGACUAAGCUUCAGUGGCUGUGUGAGGAGGUAAAGGAAAGAGAAAGUAAGGAAAAAAAGCUGCGAUGCUACUUACUGCAGAGCCGAGAACAGCUCAAGCACUUUACACAGAUAAAGGAGACUGAACAUCAGUCUCUCUUUAAACAGAUAAAAAACCAGGAAAAACUUUUGGAAGAAGUUCACAGAGAAAAAAGAGAGCUGCUAGAGAAGACACACAGAAGAGAAGAAGAAAUGGGAGCUCUCCAGGAACGUAUUAUGGCCUUAGAAAUGAGUACCCGAGUGGCUUUAAACCACCUGGAGUCUGUGCCUGAGAAAUUGAGCCUGUUAGAAGAUUGCAGAGAUACUGGAGAGUCCCACUGCCGAAGGGAGAUGAUUGAGGAGAGGUAUAUGAGGUAUAAAGACAUAGUGACUUCUUUGCAGCAGCAGCUGGAAGAUUCAAAGCAAAGAGUUGGGCAAGUCAAGGAUGUGAAAAUGGAUGCUGAAAUUUCUGAUGUAGAAGUGGCUGCUCAUUCUAGCUGGCGAACUCAAAACAGCUUUUUGUGCAGCUCACCACUUUCAAGUUCAGGUUCACUUAUGAAAGGGAUGGUUCCUUUGGAUACAAGUGGCACCAAGGAAGAUUCUGCUAAAGUUGCUCUUAGUGAUAUGAAGCUGCAAGCAGAAGGAGGAAAGCAGUAGAAUAUUUUACUAAACCACACCAGUUUUCUCUGUGUGGUCUCAAAGAGCAAAUUGAAGAAGAAUUUUCUGUCUAAGAAUUCUGCUGUCUAAAGAAAUGCAAGUGUUUCUUAUGGUUCUUGUUUCAUUCUCCUCUCAGCUCCUUCUGGCUGGAUCACUGCUAGAGUGCCUUAAAAGAUUUGCCAAAGCUACCAGGGUACUGUAGCAACAUUAACACCACUCAAACAAUUUUGUUUUGCAGACUUCUGUCAUAUUUAGGAAGCCUAUUUCUUCUCUAAAACACUGUUAUUUUUUAGCACUGUGGGUGUCUCAGGUGUAAUUCACAGGCCAUGAUGUGCCAUCUCAAAAGAGGACUCUUUUUUUUUUCCCAAUACUCUGAUAAAGUGUUCUGUAGUCCCAGUGGGUGGUCUGGACAGUGCACUUCUUGACAAUCACCUUGUGCUGAACCUGUUUCAGACAGAACAGCAUGCUGAGAACAUCAAAAUCAGACACAGAAAGGAGAAAAAUAUUGAGUUUAUUCUCUGUUCAUUUUCCAUGAAUUUAAACUGCUUAAAAAAAAAAAAAAGCUGACAUGGUUAAAAAGUUUUCUUUACCUUUUGUAGUGUAUUGUGCUGUGCAUGGUAGUGCUGGCAUUGGCUUUUUGCAGACUUCUGGCACAUCUCCUCAUUCAGAGGGUCAAGAAAACAAAACAGGCACAUCCAUCUGUUCUGAUCUCAAUGGCCAUGACAGGAACAAGAACAAAAAUCAACAAAUAAACUUCUGCUCUCUACAAAGAGUGUGGCUGUCAUGAAACAGUGUUUAGUUCAGGUCACAGCUACUAUAAACUAAACUUACUUUAAGUGGAUCCAACAUUUGUAAUUUAUUUUUUUUAUUAGAUCAGAGCAGAGGUGGAAAUGUGGCAUUUAAAAUACUUUAACUGGUUUGGUCUGCUGAAACUUAAAAAAUUGCAAAACAAAAUGGUACCAGCUUGCAGACUGUAUGGUACCUAUAAAUUAUGGCCAAAACAUAGACAGUAGAUCAUGUUCUCAAAACACCUUAUGUGGUAGUGAGGUCUGGUGCAUGGAUUGCUGAUGGAUAAGUGUAUACCCUAACUGUUUUACCAACAUUUAAAUGUUUUUGUGACAUGAAAGUAGGUAAAUAAAUGGGCCUUUGAGAGUCUUAGCUGAGAAGUAAUACCAGAAAUAUAAUGUCCUCUCUUUUUCCUAAGGAAUUUGUGAUAAUCAUACCAUUUUAUGUGUUUAUACAUUUUUUCCUGACUUGUAACUUAGAAAUCUGAAAUAAGUAUUCUUAAAACAGGAUCACUACUGCUUUAUAUUGUUAGAGAACUAAGGAUAAGCAGUCUGAUCUCCCUCACUAUUACAUCAAGUAUUGAAUUGACUGCUGUGUUAUAUAGGACAGAAAUUACUACUGAGUGAACAAUUUUGGCUUUAAAACUUUAAGUAUGUUCAGUGUUUAGUAUAUUUGCCUUUGCCUGUGUUCCUGGGUUUUCAUCAGUUUUAUAUCCUUUUAUAAAUUUUCUAAAAGGAUUGGAAGAACAGAAGAGAUGUCAAACCAUGCACACAACAAAAUUCUUACUGAGUAGACUUAGGGACUCCAAAGCCAGGAAAUUCUUUCUUGAAUUUACCCUCUUGGCAUGGCAGUCUUGAUAGCAUGAAAUAUUUGUCUCUCUUCCACCUUUGAUAGAGGUUCAUAUUACAACGUGAAUUUUGUUUCCUCUUUACUGAAGGCUAAAGUUCCAUUCGUGACAUUAUGUGAAACUGUCCCUUUGUGGUUUAAGAAACAAUAUUUUUUCCAUGUUAGUCUGAAAUAAUACUCUUCUGCACAGUUUCAGUUUUUAAAGUAGAAAAGCAGAAAAUUUUUAAAUAUAACCUCUUGUAUAUUUCACAUUUUAAAAAUUGCCAUAUUUUUUUAUACUUUAACCCUUUAAUGACCUGUUACUCAAUUUUUACCCAAAACAGUAAUUUUCAAUAAUCAAAAAUGUGGUAUUGCACACACAAAAAAGGAUGGUUUAAAUUUUUGUUCUGUUUAGCAUUUGGUAAAUCAGGCAAUUUUUUAUGCAUGUACUAAGUACGUACAGAUUUUAUAAGCUAGUAUCAGGCUUUUUUUUUUUUUAAUGCUAUACUGAAAUACAGUGCUUCAAUACUGUGCUUUCAAAAAUGCAUUGGCCCUCUAUUAUAGCCUCAAAUAGCUGUCACAUGAAUAAGCUGUAAAUUUUAUGCCCUUCAGUUCCUAAUGUUUUACAGCAGACUUGAGAGUACUUAAUUACUUUUAAGAUUAUAUUUACUAAAUAGACAAAAUAAUUUAUUUUUAUUGUGUAAUUAUGUCAUCCUAAGAAGAAAUGUCAAAAUAAAAAUAAAAAAUAAAAUUUUACAGUGCAAAACAAAGCAAUUUUCUUACAUUUACUUCCCAAAUUUUUGAUGGAAACCGGUCUUCAGUGAUGGUGAAAGUACUCCUUGGAUAUUCAAAGCUCAGCCACAUUUGUACUAACUAUGGUAGCAAAGUAAAUAAAGAAAAUAUAUUAAAACCCAUAGAACAAAGAAACUACGAUUCUAAAAUCCAUUUCUGAGCUAAGGAAUCUACAUAGCUGUUCAUCUCUGGCUUGCAAGGCAUAGUCUCUGCACUGGGUGGGUAGCACUGAAUGGUUUUUCAUGAAUGAAAAUGCCAGUAUUACUCUGAAGGGAAAUUAGUAGGUAUUAUUAUAAUUUUUAUGGCUGAAUAUUAGAAGUCUGCAACCUGGAUGCGUUCUCAUAUCUACAACAUGCAAAAAAAUUUUUUCAUAAAUUUUUGUGGCACUGCUUGUUACAGUAGAAUUUUACAGUACCCAUGUUAAACUCCUUGUGUCUGCAGUGUGUUAGUAACAAAUUUAUCUCUCUCUUAGCCCUUGAUCUCCCUACAUCACCCCCACAGAUGUAAUUGAUACUGAAUUUAAUGUGAGCUGCAGGUCAAUAUCUGAUGACUCAGCCUUGUCAAAAAUGGAUGUGCAGGAGGACAUCACGCAAAGUCCUGUGAUUUUGAUGUAAUUGUAGAAUUUAGAAGCAGUUGUAGAGGAAAACUAACAGUAGAAGGAAUGGAGAGCAAUUAAUGAUUAAAUUAAAUUUUCAGAAGACUUAUAUUCUUUUUGCCUUAGCUUAAAAACUGCCUUAUAGCUAGUAUUUACAUCUGAAUGAAAGUGAUCCCUAAAUCAAAUUCCAUCUUGGAUAAUUUUUUUUCAUGCUAGAGUACUUUCUACUCUAGCACAACUCAGCUCUUUACUGUAAGCAUGUCUGGGCUGCUGUGAAUAUGAACUUACUUGCUUUUCUAUGUAAAUAACUAAAUUAGAUUUUAAAUCUGAACAAUAUUUUAGAGCUCUGUACAACAUGGCAGAAGCCAAUAACCAAGUUAUUCAAAAAUCUGCAAUGCUUCUGGAAAUGUUCACAGCAAAAAUGAAGGACAUUGCUGCGGUUCAAAUCCAGCAAUAUCCAACUUUUAUCAUUUGUGCUAGCAACAAUAGCUCUCCUGUUUUGAAAGCUAAAGUUGCACUUCUGUCGUUUUUCUGGCUGAAAUACGGAGAUUUUUUUUUUUUCUUCUAAUAAUGACAAAAUCUGUAGUGUGAGAAUAUGAUGUUUUUAAAUUUCUAGUCUUUUUAUUUGAGAAUCUACCAGGUGCUAUUUGCAACUAAAUAGUUUUGGAACACAGUUGUUAACAUGUUUUUGUUAAAUUAUUACAUUUGAAAACAUGAACUCCACUAUCCAAGAGAUAUCUCUUUUAGGAUAAUUUUGCUGUCUGUUUUUAGGGACAUGGCUCCUUGAUAGGUGUUUUGUGUGAGUAAGUAUAACAGUUGUUCUUGAGUAGUCUGUUAUUUUCAUCUCUCUUCACACCAGAGUUGUUUUGAUGUUAGACUGCAUUUCCCAUCUGCCAUCUACAGAGCACUACUAUGUCAGAAGACAUAGCAUCAUUUCUUCACCUACCCACUGUCAAUAAUUUGAUAGUUUAUGUUUCCAAGGAAUUACAUUAGUGUUGAUGGCAGUUUUUUCUUACAAGCUCUUUUCAUAUGAACUCUGACACUCUUACUUGUUUACUAAAAUAAAAGCUACAUAGUAAGUGGACUAACAUCAGGUCACAUGCUGUCUAAUUUUAAAGAUUAUUCCACAGGCCAAAGUAAAUAUUUCUUACUACAUUCAUCUAGAUUUUCUGGUUGCCAGCACUGAUUUUACUAUUGGUUUGUAGAAGGAAAUGGUAAAGGAUAGACUUUGAGGCAAUAACCCUGAACUAUUAUUGAUUCGAGGCAAAAAAAUGAGACUACAACAAAUUUAGGAUAUCUGUCUAAGUGCUUAGUCUAGAACCUAAAAUAUUCAUAUUAAAAAGUAUAUUUCUUCAGUGUGUUAUUAUCAAAUCAUCUUCCUUAUAAACAGUUGUUGACACCGAAAAUAUUUUUGAAAAAUAUUUUACUACUGAAAUUUGCUAAAUGUGAUCAAAAGGAUGUCUGUGUCACUCCCACAGUUAAACAAGCAUUGAACUGGGAAACAGCCCAAUUUAUGUUUCUGGCAUGAGGCUCUUGACAGAAACCAGCAGUGAUACAGUUUUUUACUUAGUGUGGAAAAUGAUGAAGAUGAACUGUGUUUUGAUGGUGGCCAAGAGAACACUUUGCAUCUGUGGCUGUUUGGUGUAGGGAGCUCAUGUGCAACUUUUUUGUUGAGGCUUUCACUGCCGGGUGCAGCACUGACUGUACCAUUUCACUCAAACAGCUGCAACCAUGAAGACAUCAUGGAGCUGGCAGAACUUUUGUUACAUGUUU